AUGUCGAGCACAUCACGCCACAAGUCGUGCUUCGCAUGUAUCAAGACUAAGCGAAAGUGCGACAGAACAUGGCCCAGAUGCCAGCGGUGCGUCGCGAAAGGCUCUGAAUGCCAAUACAUCGGCCGAAAUCGUCAUCAACCACGGCGGAACAUUGAUUACGAUGUAGAUCAAUCUGUUCCUGCCUCGGAGCCCGUGGGUGGACAGCCAUCUGGCAACUGGCAGCUGCAGCAAUAUCACGCGGAACCGACAUCGUUGCUCACAACGUGCCUGGAUGGUGCUCUGUUCGAAUUUCCUAAUCACCCUUUUAACCUUGGUAAUAUGCCAGACGAUGACACCUUCAUAUUCGAUAGCAUCCAAGACAAUGUCGCUCAACAGGCGCCGAGCAGUGCCGAUCCAACAAUCGUACGAGCCAACACUUCGGAUGCAGGACUUCAGCCUCGUGUAGAGUUCGUGGCGAAGCGAAUAGCAGCAAUUCCGAGGACGUUCGCAGAGCAAGGGCAAACGAUGUUCAUCCACCGGAUGCAAUUUCAGCAGAGAUGUUCUCCGGCUUUGCAGGACGCAAUGAGCAUGUGCGCCUCGUAUUGCAUGAAGGGUGUGGCAAACCAGACAUUGGUAUUUCGGAAUCUGGGCCAUAGAUGUCGGCAGCUGAUCGCAAGCACCAAUGCGCUACUCGCUUCCAAAACGGAUCUUCUUGCGGCUCUGCAAGCGCUCCUGCUUUACCAGAUAAUGCGACUCUUCGAUGGCGACAUCCGUCUCAGGGCCGAUGCGGAGGCCGAUGAACCGAUUUUGAUCCUAUGGGCCAGCCAACUCAGGGCUCACACAUGCAACGAAGCACAGGCGACAUUUACUACACAAGGUUCGAUGGACACGAGUAUUGUGACCAUUGAUUGUAAGUCGGACUGGCAGUCCUGGCUCGUUGAGGAGAGCAUCCGACGCACGGUGAUAACCUCAUUCAUGCUGAAGGGUGUAUACAGUUUCCUGAAACUGGGCUACGACAGGCCCACGGAACUGCACGUAUGCUUCACUGCACAAGCAGCGCUUUGGGGUGCGCAGUCCGAUAUCAGCUGGCGUAGGGCGCAAGAAGGGAGGGAGCGACUCGAGAUGCGCGUCACACUUUGGGACGAGGAAAUGGCAAAGGCGAAACCAAAGGACCUGGAGGAGCUCGGUGUACUAAUUAUGACGAUGCUAUGGGCACCUGAGGCCACGCGGAUAUGGUUGGGACAAUAUUUUACUUUCAAGCAUGGCUUGGAGACUGCUUAG
Molecule: messenger RNA, 1260 nt
Organism: Exophiala aquamarina CBS 119918
Lineage: Eukaryota; Fungi; Ascomycota; Eurotiomycetes; Chaetothyriales; Herpotrichiellaceae
Exons: 1
Coding region: 1-1260 (419 amino acids)
Biological process (GO): regulation of DNA-templated transcription
Molecular function (GO): DNA-binding transcription factor activity, RNA polymerase II-specific; zinc ion binding
Source: RefSeq, a predicted model, not a curated record